Molecule: messenger RNA, 1148 nt
Organism: Drosophila willistoni
Lineage: Eukaryota; Metazoa; Arthropoda; Insecta; Diptera; Drosophilidae
Product: mpv17-like protein 2
Exons: 1
Coding region: 71-664 (197 amino acids)
Biological process (GO): mitochondrial ribosome assembly
Cellular component (GO): cytoplasm; membrane
Source: RefSeq, a predicted model, not a curated record
UUACACGGAAAGUUAAUUUACAAAAUUUCUUCAAAACAUUUUUCUUAGGCAAUGUCAAAUCAGUGUAUUAAUGUGGAGAAAUCUAGCGCUAACAUUAAAUCGAUGGAAGUGCUAUGCAUUCAGUUCAAAAUAUCUGAUCUACACUAAUUUGGGUAUGUCCGUGUCACUGAGUAUGGUCGGAGACGCCAUGGAGCAAUCAUAUGAACGUUACACUCGAGAAGCUGAUAAAUGGGAUCGCACACGUACUGUGCGAAUGGGUAUAUCUGGAUUUACCGUGGGCUUUGUGUGUCAUUUUUGGUAUAAAUAUUUAGAUUAUGUUUAUCCAAAGCGUACAAUUGGUGUGGUUGUACGUAAAAUAUUGCUAGAUCAAUUCGUAUGCUCACCCUUUUUUUUAGUGGUGUUCUUUGUCACCAUGGGAGUGCUAGAGAAAAAAAACUGGGCAGAGCUUAAAGAGGAAAUUGGCGAUAAGGCAUUCAUACUCUACAAGGCCGAAUGGACUGUCUGGCCGCUUGCCCAGCUCUUUAAUUUCUUUUUCAUCAAACCAAAAUAUCGUGUUCUUUAUGAUAAUAGCAUCAGUCUCGGCUAUGAUGUCUAUAUAUCGAAAGUGAAAUAUAGCAAAGUCAAAAAGGAAGCCAAAAAGGAAGAUGAACCGAAAAUUAAUUAAGCAACAACUAUUACUUCAAAAAAAACAAAAAAAAAGAAACCAAGAAAAUUCUCAAAAUUUUUUUUCUUUUGUCAAAUACUAUAAAUGGAACAAACUUCAGCAUACAGGCAGAAUGGAAUGCUGUCCUUUUUCUCUAUAAUCAAGUUUAAAUUGUCAAAGGAUAUGGCUGGAAGGAAAAAGGCAACAUCAAAAGAAAUCAAAAUGGCCCAAUGACAACAGAAAUGUGCCAAAAGUCAACAAUGAAUAUCUUUUUCCCCCGUUUUAGCCGACUCCCCCAAACAAGUAUCUGGUGUGAAUUUUUCAAAAGGAUGACUUUUACAAAUAUUACACUGGAAGAAAAUAAUGGGCGCAUAACCAAUUGUCGAUAGCCAAUGUAACAUUCGUGUAAUAGCAUUCAAGUGAAAAGAUUCAUAUCAUUUAUCAUGAAUAUAGAAUUAACUACAAGACAUUAAAUUUCAACUUUUGCUAAAUGCGUAUUAUCCAA